Molecule: messenger RNA, 1637 nt
Organism: Trifolium pratense (red clover)
Lineage: Eukaryota; Viridiplantae; Streptophyta; Magnoliopsida; Fabales; Fabaceae
Product: GDSL esterase/lipase At3g27950-like
Exons: 5
Coding region: 101-1240 (379 amino acids)
Molecular function (GO): hydrolase activity, acting on ester bonds
Source: RefSeq, a predicted model, not a curated record
UUACUAUGAAAUUGAAUAACCAUUUCAGAUUCAUACAUAUUGAGAGAAAUUUUCUUACCAAAAUUAAUAUAACUAUAAAGUAUAGUGCGCUACCUUAAUCAUGAAUUCUAGAAGAUUAAUUCAUGUACUUUGGUGUUUCAAUCUGUAUGUAGCAUGUACAUUCAUUCAUGUCUCAAGUGAGAAUAUCUAUAACUCAAAAAAAUGUGUGUACCCUGCAAUUUACAACUUUGGUGAUUCAAAUUCAGAUACUGGAACUGUAUAUGCAACAUUCACUGGUGUUCAACCUCCUAAUGGUAUAAGCUUCUUUGGAAACAUCUCAGGAAGAGCUUCUGAUGGCCGUCUCAUCAUUGAUUUUAUCGCUGAAGAAUUGAAGCUACCAUACCUCAGUGCAUAUCUGAACUCAGUUGGAUCAAAUUACAGGCAUGGUGCAAACUUUGCAGUUGGAGGCGCAUCGAUUCGUCCUGGUGGUUAUAGUCCAUUCCAUCUUGGUCUUCAAGUAUCUCAAUUUAUAUUGUUCAAGUCACACACCAAAAUUCUCUUCAAUCAACUCUCUAACAACAGGACAGAACCACCUUUCAAAAGUGGUCUUCCAAGGCCUGAGGAAUUUUCCAAGGCCCUUUACACAAUUGAUAUAGGACAAAAUGAUCUUGCCUAUGGUUUUCUGCACACUUCAGAAGAACAAGUUCAAAGGUCAAUUCCUGAUAUCUUGAGCCAAUUCUCCGAAGCAGUAAAAGAACUAUACAAUGAAGGUGCAAGAGUGUUUUGGAUUCAUAACACAGGUCCAAUUGGAUGUUUACCCUUCAAUUACUUAUCUUAUGAGCCUAAGCAGGGUAACAUAGAUGCUAUUGGCUGUGUAAAACCUCAGAACAAAAUUGCUCAAGAAUUUAACAAGAAGUUAAAGGAUCAAGUGUUUCAACUAAGGACGAAACUUACAUUAGCCAAAUUUACAUAUGUUGAUAUGUACAAAGCAAAAUAUGAACUAAUCAGCAAUGCAAGGAGCCAAGGUUUUGUGAAUCUGUUGAACUUCUGUUGCGGAAGUUACACUGGUUACCGCAUAAAUUGUGGCACUAAAGAAAUGAUAAAUGGAACUGUGAAUACAAAUCCAUGUACAAAUCCUUCACAACAUAUUAUUUGGGAUGGAAUACACUAUUCUCAAAGAGCAAAUCAAUUGAUUGCUAAAAAGAUCACCUAUGGCUCCUUCUCUGAUCCACCAGUUUCAAUUGGGAAGGCAUGCUUAUGAGUUCCAUAAUCCAACGGACAUGCACUGAAUUGAAGACCAUGCACAUGAGUAAGAACAAACUCCGAUAUUUCUGAGCAAAGACAUGUUCGUUAACUCUGAUAUGUCAGUAUCGUGUCUGAAUUGUAUAGUGAGCAAAUCAUAAUGUUCUUACUUCACUUUAGAGAUAUCAGGGCACUUUGCCUGGAUUGAUUAAUAGAUAUCACAACUUGUCUACUUUCGGAGAACGUGUCAAAAUUGGCUGAACUCUAUUAUAAAAUCGCUGUGUCGUUUUACUGUGUCUAACUCUUUAUCUUGAUAUUUUGGUUUCUGUUUCAAACAAUUACCAUGUAGAGCAUGUGUAACGUCUGCAACAUAGUGAUUUGCUCAUAACUUCAUUUAUAUAAGGAUUUAAUUGGUA